AUGACAUUAGAUAUUUCUAAGUUCAAUCCAAGACAAAUUCCACAUACAGAAGAGAGACAAACAUUGUUAGAAGCAAACAAGAGUGUUUAUGAACUGUUUAUAGAUGAAACUGACUUUGUGUCAUUAGAUGAAAGGUCUUUAUAUGAUGAAUAUAAACAAUAUUGUCAAGAGUAUGGUUAUAUGGCAGCUUCUAAACGUACAUUCUUGGCAAAUGUCAAAAAUCUUUUAGAUGUUCAGAACGGCGUAUAUACAAAGAAAAAUUUUUCUGAGUAA
This is a messenger RNA of Trichomonas vaginalis G3, 273 nucleotides long. RefSeq names its product Poxvirus D5 protein-like family. The record is from RefSeq and is a predicted model, not a curated record. The coding region runs from base 1 to 273 and encodes 90 amino acids. The transcript has a single exon. Lineage: Eukaryota; Parabasalia; Trichomonadida; Trichomonadidae.